AUAGGAAGUUCGUCAUUGUUGUUUUGCUUCGUCGCGGGCCUUGAUUAAUUAAACAAAAGAUAUAUUGGGGGUUACGAAAAUAAAAACAUCGAUUGAACGAUAGCGAAAUCGAAUUUAGUCCACCUCCAGCCUAGUAGGCGCAUUUUUAAUUGGGGAAUUUAUUGCAAACAACUCCCUUGUCGAAACAUGCACCACUCCAGCAUGAAGGUGGAUCUGUCCAACUUCUUCAAGGACGAACGCCGGCAGUCGUUAGUUUUCAUCGAUGCAACAUGGCAAAAUAUCAAGGACGUUCAGGAUCAUAUUCAAAACCUCUUCAGUUUGAAGGACAUUAGCCUUCUAACCACAGAUGGAUGUUUUCUGCCCCCGAGGGAAUCCAUUAAAGUACUUAAAGCUGCCGAUGGACUAAAGGCAUUUCGGUUCGCCAAUAGUGACCAGGGUACCUUUGUAAGUCCUGCUCCUGUGAAAUCCACCAAAAAGCGCAAGAAUCGUUCCGCCGAAGAAGGCGUUCACCUAGAUGCCUCCACACCCCUCCGCCCAUCAAAGCGCUCCAAAAAUCAAGGCGACAAUAAGUGGAUCGAAAAUUCGGCAGAAAUAUCUCUUGUAAAAGGAGACGAGAAGGAAAAGGACACUCCUGGACCUUCUGUGGAGUCAAAGCGAUCUAAAAACAAAGGCCAAAACAAAAAAACGACUGAAUCUGAGACAAUUUUAUAUGCGACAGAGGAGGUCGUGGCAGCGAAUAAGAAGAAGCGUUCCCAAAACAAGAACCACCAUAAAGCGCCUGAUGCUCCUGCGGAAACACUUCAUUUGACAGCCGCACUGCAGGAGGAUGGGACACCUGCUCCUGCGAGUACACCGAGUAGCACUCUCAUGGAGACAAAAAUGUCCAAAAACAAGAGUCACGCAAAAUCGCAUAAGUUCUUUGAGGCAGACAAACCUACUGAGAUGGAGGAAGGCGAAGUGGAGGAACCAGCUGGUCCGGGAUCUCCUGAAAGUCCGUCGGAAACAUCCCGUUUAACAGAUUUGGAUCAGAACAAGCAGAGCCCCAAGAAGCUAAAAGAUUCCAAAAACAAUGACCGCCCGAAACAUUCUGCCAUUUCUGACAAUACUGCGAAACUGGAAUCGGAGGCCUCUCCUCGUCCCUCCGUUACGUUUCGUUGCCCUCUCUUGGAGCUGGACUCCAAUGUUCCACGCAUAUUCGAAUUUCCUAAAAAAAAAAACGAGGUCCAAAUUCUAGAAAAUAUAAUAAUUAAGCCCAAUGACUUCAACCCAGAUGCAGUCAACGGGAAAAAAUCACCAACAUUAAUGUUCGAAUCUAAAAACUUACAAGAUGAUGCGCUAGAAAAAGUAGGCCUUGCAUCCUUACAUGUUGAAGCUGAAGAGACUCUUCCAGAAGAAACGACUGGUGAAGCAACCCUGCCCAAAGAUGCAACUGAAAUCGAAACUACUUUGCCAGAGGACGCAAUCGAAGCGGAAACAUUUCUUCCAGAAGACUCAAUAGAAGCUGAAAUCGAAACUACUCUGCCAGAGGACGCAAUCGAAGCGGGAACUUUUCUUCCAGAGGACUCAAUAGAAGCUGAAACCGCUUUUGCAGGCAAUUUGACUGAAGUUGAAUCAGCCUUUUCAGGCAAUUUGACAGAAGCUGAAACAGCUUUUCCAAGCAAUUUGACUGAAGCUGAAGCAACCCUUCCGGGCGAAACCAGCGAAGUUGAUGCAACUCAACCUGAAGAAUCUACUGAAGCCGAAUCAAUUCUACCGGACGACACAACUGAACCCGAUGGAACUCUUCCAGCAGACACAACGAAAGACGGAAACGUUCUGGAAGACGAAGCCGAGAUAUCAAAGAUUAAAAAUGAAGUCCAUUCUGAUGAUAUAAGACACUCACCAGUGCGCAUUUGUGCAGAAAGUUUAAUCUCAGAUUCCGAUGACGACGUAAUGGUUGUAGAUGACUCUAAUAUGGAUGUUUCAGACUUAGAUUCUGAUGUAGAGUCAGUCCAGGUCCCGAAGGAUAGAGACACCUUAGAUAUUAUAAUGGACCUCCUGCAGAGUGCACAUCCUCUAAACAAUCUGCCGACCAGAGGCGAUACGGUCCUGUUUAAGCUGCAUAAGAUCAAGGGAAACGAAAGAUCCGGGACAACCGAGUUUAUUGCCGGAAACUGUGCCUACGUCAACCGCCGUACCAAAGUCAUUACAGUGGAGACCAUCACCUGUCCCUCUGGAAUCGGACGUGUAUUGAACCAAUAUUGUGCGAAGGGCUUAGACGAAUCUUCUGAAAAUGUGGGAUCUUUAAGUGUUCAAUUUAGAGACAUGAUAGAGGCAAAAAUCGUUGUAGCCACAAUCGACUGAUAAUGUGUACAUUCUUGUUUUCUAUUUCCAGGUGUUCGUAUUUGUAUGGUAUUUAAAGUAUAAACGAUUAAACAACAUUUAGAUGUACGAA
Molecule: messenger RNA, 2434 nt
Organism: Drosophila suzukii
Lineage: Eukaryota; Metazoa; Arthropoda; Insecta; Diptera; Drosophilidae
Gene: coil
Product: coilin
Source: RefSeq, a predicted model, not a curated record